AUGACCAAACAGGUUACAAGAAAACAGUUUAGUAGUGCUUUAAAAGCAACACAACGAUUAGGGCGUAGUGCAGCAGAAAAAGCAAGUUCUAUAUCGAAUGAUCUUGUUCCACCUUCAAGUCAGAAACUUAUAUCAAAAAAUAAGGUUGUUAUUCCAAUAAAAAGAAAAAGUUUUAAAGUUGAAGGAAAAGAAAAUCAAGAACAUCAAACAACUUCCUCUCAAGGGAUUUGUGAAGAAAAGAAAAUGGAAGAAGAAAGUGCAUUUAUUGUUGAACCUGAAAAUGAUUUAUCAGAAAGUUAUAUAAAUGAAAUAUUAACUCAAAACAUUGAAGUUGAAGAAAAGAAACAAAGUAAUGACGAAGAACAAACAAUAAUCAAUGAAGAAUUAUUAAAAUGUGAUAGUACUCAAAACAAUCAAACAGAAGAACAAAUCUUUAAAGUUCCUACAAUUGAGAAAAGUAUUAUAGAAAGAGAAAAAUUAACUUUAAAAGAUAUACACCCAGAAGUAAAAACUGAUGAACUAUUUUUUAAAGAUAAUAUCAUGGAAGAAGAAGUUACAGAAUCAAAAAUUAAUCAAAUACUUGAUAUUUGUUGUAAAAGAUAUCAUUCUGGAGUAAGUUCUAUUCAUUGUAUUGAUAUAUUGGAUAGGAUUAAACUUUCAUUAUCAAUUGAUCCAACAAACCAAACAAUAAAAAGAUUAAUAGAAGUUGCAUAUUGUCCUCAAUUUAGAAAUGAAGUUCUCAAAGAGGCAAGGUUUAUUGAUGGUUUUAAUAAAUUAAUAAAAUCAGAAGAGAACAAUUUAAAGAAAAAUGAUAUUGAAUUAUGUUGUGAAGGAAAGACAUGUGGAGGGAGUUUAAUUGGUAUUUUAUUUGAAAUGUUAAAAGAUGAUAGUAAAAAGAAUUAUGUAAUAGAAAUGUUUGAAGGAAUAUUUGCUUCAUAUCCAGUUGUAUUAUCACAAAUAUAUCAAUUUAUUGUUUUUCAAAGAAGUAAUGGAUUAAGUGAUAAAAGUGUUAUUAAAAUAUUAGAAUCAAAAACAAUGUGGGGAUUUGAUUGUAGUCCAAUAAAUAAUGAAAUAGAAAGGAUUAUCUGUUCUUUUUGUAACAAGAAAGAAAAUGAUGAAGAUUUUGAUUUUAUGUUAAAUGGUGUCUAUGACAUUAUUAUUUCUGAGAGUAUUGAAUAUGUUAAUCAAAAUGUGUUAUAUCAAUUAAUUGAAGCAUUGCUUAAACUUGUUAAAGAUAUUAACAAUUUAAAAGAAAUUAGACAUAUAAUAAUAGUUUCAAAUAUGAUUGUUGAAUUGUGGAAAAAUAAUGAUUGUAUAUUUACAGUUGAAAAUCAAAAAGACAUAGUUAUAUUACAAGUUGAAUUGAAAUCUAAUUAUGUUAACAAUGAAUCUAUAGAUGAAGUUAUUGAUAGAAUAGAAGAAAUAAUGAGAGAUUUUAGAAGAGAUAUUUGA
Molecule: messenger RNA, 1452 nt
Organism: Entamoeba histolytica HM-1:IMSS
Lineage: Eukaryota; Evosea; Mastigamoebida; Endamoebidae
Exons: 2
Coding region: 1-1452 (483 amino acids)
Source: RefSeq, a predicted model, not a curated record